This is a messenger RNA of Leptinotarsa decemlineata (Colorado potato beetle), 573 nucleotides long. It is a transcript of the gene Mkp, whose product is annotated as MAP kinase-specific phosphatase. The record is from RefSeq and is a predicted model, not a curated record. Gene Ontology annotation, biological process: protein dephosphorylation; regulation of MAP kinase activity. Gene Ontology annotation, cellular component: cytoplasm. Gene Ontology annotation, molecular function: JUN kinase phosphatase activity. NCBI's taxonomy places the organism in Eukaryota, Metazoa, Arthropoda, Insecta, Coleoptera, Chrysomelidae.
AUGAGUUUCUCAGAGUCCAUCAAGCGGCAAAAAGAGAGAUUGCAAAAAACUGUCACUUUUGUUAAAUAUGUAGAUGGGAGAAUUUUCAAAGAAAUUAAAGAUGAACAUCCUCAGUUUAUUGGGAAGCAGUAUGGUUUUGUGGUAGAUGAAAUGCCUGAUAAAGUUCCUGCUAAAGUAAUAGAUAAUAUUUAUUUAGGUUCCCAGGAUUGUUGUGAAAUAGAAGUAUUGGAUAAGUUCAAUAUCAAGUUUGUUUUGAGUAUAGGAGUGGAAGCUCCUAUCAAAUAUGAUGAUAUAACCUAUAAAUUUAUUGAAUGCAUGGAUUUGCCAGAAACAAACCUUACUCCAAUUUUAAGAGAGUGUAUACCAUUUAUAGAAUAUGCUGUGAAACAGCAUCAUAAUAUUCUAGUUCAUUGUAAUGCAGGUGUUAGUCGUUCUUCAUCUGUUGUAAUAGGUUAUCUCUUGAUUGAUAGAAAAUAUAGUUAUUUACAAGCAUACAAUGUUGUUAAAACAGCAAGAAGUUGUAUUAAUCCCAAUGCUGGUUUUGAAAAACAAUUGCAACAUUUAGGUAGGUAG